AUGGCUGAGGCCUUGCUUGGAUUUGUGUUAGAGAAUUUGUCAUCUCUGCUUCGGAAUGAAUUUUCCACCAUUUUCGGAAUCAAGUCAAAGGUUGAAAAGCUAUCAACCACCUUAGAUCUCAUUAAGGCUGUCCUUGAAGAUGCUGAGCAGAAACAAGUCACUGAACGCUCUAUUAAGGUAUGGCUGCAACAACUCAGAGAUGUUGUAUAUGUGCUGGAUGAUAUCCUUGACGAAUGUUCCAUUGAAUCUAGACGGCUGAGGGGCUUUAUCAACCCAAAGAACUUAAUUUUUCGUUGUGACAUAGGCAAGAGGUUGAAAGAAAUUACAAGGAGAUUAGACGAUCUUGCUGAUAGUAAAAACAAAUUUCUUCUACGAGAGGGUAUUACUGUUAGGGAAAGCUCAAUUGAAGUACCUGAAUGGCGUCAAACCAGCUCAUUUAUUGCUGAACCUAAAGUUUAUGGACGAGAAGAUGAUAAAGAGAAGAUUGUUGAGUUUCUUCUCAUGCAAGCAAGGGACUCCUCUCUUUCCAUCUAUCCCAUAGUUGGCUUAGGCGGUGUUGGAAAAACAACUCUUGCUCAAUUGGUCUACAAUGAUGUUAGGGUGACAGGAAAUUUUAAUACAAAAAUUUGGGUUUGCGUUUCUGAGGCAUUUUCUGUCAAGCGGAUUCUAUGUUCCAUUAUAGAAUCUAUCACAUCUGAGAAGUGUGAUUCCUUACAUUUAGAUGCAAUACAAAUAAAGGUGCAAGAUUUGUUGCGAGGUAGAAGAUAUUUUCUAGUUUUAGACGAUGUAUGGAACAAAACUCAAGAACUAGAAUCUGGAUUAAGCCAAGAAAAAUGGAAUAAGUUAAAAUCUGUGUUGCUUUGUGGAUCUAGAGGCUCUUCCAUUUUAGUUUCCACUCGAGAUGAGGAUGUUGCGGAAAUUGUGAGAACAUGCCAAACUUAUCAUUUGUCUGUUCUCCGAGAAAAGGAAUGUUGGUUGUUGUUCAAACAAUAUGCAUUUGGACAUGACAGAGAAGAAUGCGCAGAACUUGUGGCAAUAGGUAAGGAGAUAGUAAAGAAAUGCGGUGGAUUGCCUCUUGCGGCACAAGCAUUGGGAGGUCUGAUGCGAUCGAGGAGAGGAGUAAAAGAAUGGCUUGAAGUUAAAGAGAGCAGAAUUUGGGAUUUAACAGAUGAGAAUUCAAUCUUGCCUGUCUUGAGGUUGAGCUACUUUCAUUUAACUCCGACCUUAAAGCAGUGUUUUUCUUAUUGUGCUAUAUUUCCCAAAGAUAGGAUAAUCAUGAAAGAAGAGCUCAUUCAUCUUUGGUUGGCUAAUGGAUUUAUUUCGUCUAGAAAAAAUUUGGAGGUCGAAGAUGUUGGCAGCAUGUUUUGGAAUGAAUUGUGCCAAAAAUCAUUCUUUCAAGUCAUCAAGAUUGAUGAAUAUUCUGGAGACAUUUCUUUCAAGAUACAUGAUCUUGUCCAUGAUCUUGCUGAGUCGAUAAUGGGGCAAGAAUGUGUGAUUUUGGAGAAUGAAAACAUGGCUAAUUUGUCAAAAAGUACACAUCAUAUUAGUUUUCAUGAUGCUUCUCAUUUAUCAGUCAAUAAGAGUGCCUUGAAAAAAGUAGAAUCCUUACGCACAAUGUUUGAUUUGAAUGAUUAUGGUUAUCGAUACACCGGUUACUUCCCAACAAACUGUUCUCUUAGAGUUUUAUGCAUCUCCUCUUACCAGGUAUCGUCACUCGGGAGCUUAAUUCAUUUGAGGUAUUUGGAACUUUUUGGUUGUAACGUUAAAAGCAUCCCCGACUCAAUUUACAACUUGCAUAAACUAGAAAUCUUGAAAUUGAAAAAUAUUUCAAGACUGAGAUGUCUACCGAAACGUUUGGCUUGCUUACAAAAUCUCAGGCAUCUUGUCAUUGAAGAUUGUGAUGCACUUUCUCAAUUGUUUCCCGACGUUGGAAAACUAACUUGCCUAAGAACUUUAAGUGUAUACAUUGUUAGUUUAGAGAGAGGACAAAGUUUGACAGAAUUACGUGAUCUAAACCUUGGAGGGACAUUGAAUAUCAAAGGGUUAAAAGAUGUUGGUAGUUUAUCUCAUGCUCAAGAUGCCAAUUUGAUAGCUAAAAAAGAACUCCAAGAAGUAUGCAUGUCAUGGAGCGUCAAUGAUGAAAUUACCGACACCCCUACUGUUAGUUCCGAGCAAGUACUAGAAGGGCUCCAGCCACACACAAAUCUCAAAAGGUUGAAGAUACAUUACUAUAAUGGAUUCUGUUUCGCAAGUUGGAUCAAAACUCUAAGUAGUUUAGUUUCUCUUGAACUUAAGGGUUGCAACAAGUGUGCGCGCCUUUCACCAAUUGGUAAACUACCAUCUCUUAGGAAACUCGAACUACGUGAUAUGAAUGAUGUCAAAUUUGUGGAUGAUAAUGAUGACGACGAUGAUGAAUUUCACGACAGUAUGGACGUGAAGAUUUUCCCAUCUCUUGAGGAACUCAUAUUAUUUAAUUUACCAGGAUUAGAGAGGCUGUGCAAACUGGAAAGAAGGGAGUUGUUUCCCUGUCUUUCUAUUUUGAAAAUUUCCUUUUGCUCUCAACUUAGAUUGUCGUGUCUUCCGUGUGUUAAACACCUAUCUGUAGAUGGAUGUAGCAAUGUGUUACUGAGUUCAAUCUCUAGCUUAUAUGGUCUUACUACCCUUUCCCUUGGUGGUGGUAGAGGAAUAACAUCCUUUCCAGAGGGGAUGUUCAGAAAUCUUACUUGUCUUCAAACUCUAAGCAUAUGUUAUUUUCAGAACUUGAAGGAGUUACCAAAUGAACCCUUUAGCCUUCCUUUGGACAGUCUGGAAAUCUCUUUCUGCGAUGAGCUUGAGUCUUUACCAGAAAAAAUUUGGGAAGGUCUGCAAUCCCUUCGAACCUUGACAAUUGCUUUUUGUAAAGAAUUGAGAUGCUUGCCGGAGGGUAUUCGACACCUCACUUCUCUAGAGGUUCUGAACAUUCGUGGUUGUCCAACAUUAGAGAAGCGAUGCAAGGAGGAAACAGGGAAGGACUGGAACAAGAUAGCGCACAUUCCAAACAUAAAUAUUAGGCAUCCAAAUCCGCCGUAG
Messenger RNA from Lathyrus sativus (Indian pea), 3069 nucleotides. The record is from the annotation of a GenBank genome assembly. Lineage: Eukaryota; Viridiplantae; Streptophyta; Magnoliopsida; Fabales; Fabaceae.